Molecule: messenger RNA, 1656 nt
Organism: Solanum lycopersicum (tomato)
Lineage: Eukaryota; Viridiplantae; Streptophyta; Magnoliopsida; Solanales; Solanaceae
Source: RefSeq, a predicted model, not a curated record
AGAUUGACCAAACCUCCUUCACCCACCCACUCCCCCAAUAUAAAUACCAUGUACAUUUCUUUCAUUUCUCAGCUUGGAUGUUCCCUUAGAACUGCAAGCUUCAACUAAAUUUCUCUCUUUUUAUAUUUUUCUUUUUUUCUCAAUUAAGCCCCUAAUUUUAUAGAGUAAUUGCAAUUUGCACCCUAGAAAAAUGCAAUCGCUUACUCCAUCAUCGUCGGGGAUAAAUCUCAAAUCCUUAAUCCAGACGAAGAUACGGUCGAACCGGGUUAACUCGAUUCGACCAGUUAUCACAUGCGUUUACCGGUUUGACGCGGCCAACGCCGCCGUCAACACCGGUACCGCGAAUACCAACUCUGCCGGACACGCCGGCGGUUCUAGAGCCGACUGGCAGAGUUCCUGUGCGAUUUUAGCAAGUAAAGUUGUGUCGCAGCAGCAGAACGCUGAGAAGAGUGGCGGUGCUGGUAACAUCACCGCCGUGAACGGCCAUAAGGCGGCGAUAGAUCUCGAUCUAGUUCCAAUCGAUAACCAACCUAAGCCGCUCACCAUUACUGACCUCUCCCCAGCGCCGAUGCACGGUGCUCAGCUUCGCGUCGCUUACCAAGGCGUACCUGGAGCGUACAGCGAAGCUGCCGCCGGUAAAGCUUAUCCGAAAUGUGAAGCCAUACCUUGUGAUCAAUUCGAGGUUGCAUUCCAAGCCGUUGAACUCUGGAUCGCUGACCGUGCAGUUCUCCCCGUUGAAAACUCUCUCGGAGGAUCUAUUCACAGAAACUACGACCUCCUCCUUCGUCACCGUCUCCACAUCGUCGGAGAAGUUCAACUACCGGUCCACCACUGCCUCUUAGCACUUCCAGGCGUUCGAAAAGAGUAUCUCAACAGAGUCAUAAGCCAUCCACAAGCCUUAGCACAAUGCGAGCUCACAUUAACAAAACUCGGUUUAAACGUAACUCGUGAAGCUGUUGACGAUACCGCCGGCGCUGCUGAAUACAUAGCUUCCCACAACCUCCGUGACACAGCUGCAAUCGCCUCAGCACGCGCUGCCGAUCUAUACGGUCUCCAGAUCUUAGCUGAAGGAAUCCAGGACGAUUCAAGCAACGUAACUCGUUUCGUUAUGCUAGCUCGUGAACCAAUAAUUCCUCGAACCGAUCGUCCAUUCAAAACAAGCAUCGUCUUCGCACAUGAUAAAGGAACAAGCGUUCUGUUCAAAGUUUUAUCAGCUUUCGCAUUCAGAAACAUCAGUUUAACGAAAAUCGAGUCACGGCCUCACCGGAAUCGUCCGAUCCGGCUAGUCGACGACGCUAACGUCGGAACGGCGAAGCAUUUCGAGUACAUGUUCUAUGUAGAUUUCGAAGCUUCCAUGGCGGAUGUUAGAGCUCAAAAUGCAUUGGCUGAAGUUCAGGAGUUCACGUCGUUUUUGAGGGUUUUGGGAAGUUAUCCAAUGGAUAUGACUCCAUGGUGUCCUUCUCGUGAAGAUUAACAACCACCCCCACCUCAUGAAAAAAAAAAUUAAAUUACAUUUAAUAUGUUUUAUUUUAGGAUUUAUAUCAUAGUUUAAAUUUAAAUUACAUUUCAUAAUCUUUGGUGAAUGUGUAAUUGUUUAUACUCAAUUUUUUUUACCCAUAUGUGAUGAAUUUAUUUAUUUUCUAGUUUAAUAGUUAA